UACUUGGUUGAGUAAAAUAUAAGAUUAGCAAGGUUUUUUGCUGUGGUGACUGAGAGGAGACAAACGACCACAAAGGGUUAAAUUGAUGAUAAACUUACUGGAAAUAAUGACGUAAUAAUUCCGAAGAGGCAACGAUCUCAAUCUCACACUUCGCCACUUCACCACCUACAUAUAGAUUCACUGGAGCAAACAAGAAAACAAAUUGUAUGAUGUCAUAGAUUUUGACAACUAAAUAAGUACGGCUUUAUUUACUAUCUCUUGAUAUAUGAAACAAUUCAGUUCAUCGGAUUGUAAACAAUGGAAGAACAAGUUGAUCUUAUAUUAGAUAAAGUAAUGGAAACACCGGGAAAUCUAGGGUGUCUCAUAGCCAAUAAUCAUGGGCUAUGCAUUGGAGCAAGAGGAAAUGCGACCGAAGCAUCCGCUGGAAUUAUUGUAGCAAUUUCUGAGCAAGCCUCCAAACUGGAUCCAAACUGCAAUGCUCCUGUCGUAUCGUUGGAAGUUGGCGAUAAAGUUUGCAUUAUUCACAGAAAUGGAAUUACUGGCGCUGUGUAUAAACAGAAAUAAUAAAGCAAUGUUAAUUCUAUUUGAA
Messenger RNA from Toxorhynchites rutilus septentrionalis, 589 nucleotides. RefSeq lists its product as uncharacterized. NCBI's taxonomy places the organism in Eukaryota, Metazoa, Arthropoda, Insecta, Diptera, Culicidae. Gene Ontology annotation, biological process: positive regulation of TORC1 signaling; cellular response to amino acid stimulus. The record is from RefSeq and is a predicted model, not a curated record. The coding region runs from base 298 to 564 and encodes 88 amino acids. Gene Ontology annotation, cellular component: cytoplasm; lysosome; Ragulator complex. Gene Ontology annotation, molecular function: guanyl-nucleotide exchange factor activity. The transcript has 4 exons.